Molecule: messenger RNA, 3131 nt
Organism: Gadus morhua (Atlantic cod)
Lineage: Eukaryota; Metazoa; Chordata; Actinopteri; Gadiformes; Gadidae
Gene: draxina
Product: dorsal inhibitory axon guidance protein a
Exons: 8
Coding region: 147-1442 (431 amino acids)
Biological process (GO): Wnt signaling pathway; axon guidance
Cellular component (GO): extracellular region
Source: RefSeq, a predicted model, not a curated record
CGGGCGCGAGGCAGCACAUCUCCCAGUGAGCGGACUACAGUCGCACCUCCUCAUCCACCUGCUGUCAUAUGACGAACCUCCUCCUCCGGUACCCCCACACAACAUCGGAAUAGCGAGCCCCCCAGGUGGCGCUGUGUUCCCAGACCAUGGCUCUCUCCUGGAGUCUGCUCCUGGCGCUCCUGCUGGCCGCCGUGGCACUCUCCCGCGGCGCCGAGCCCGGGGCCCCCACCAAGCGGAGGCCGGCCUCGACGGGGGGGGGCGGCAAUGCCCUCCAGUACCCGGAGCAGGGGCUCCAGGGGCGGGGGCGCGGGGGGGCCCGCAGAGGCCAGGGGCCCCGCUCCGGGCUGCUGCCCCACCGGCCCCCCCACCCACUGGGCCGGCCCGAGGACGACGGGCCCGGGCUGGAGGGAUUGGCCCCCGUCAGGCUGGAGGCGGGGCCGGGGAGGGGGCGGGGCCGGCCGCGCACGGGCGGGAGGAGACCGGCCCACGGCCGGGAGAACCACCCCCUGGGCCCCCGCAAGGGGAGGGGCCACGCCCACGCCCACGGGAAAGGAAACCGGAACGGGAAAGGUGACGGGAACGGGAAUGGGAAUAUGAACGGGAAUGGGAACGGGAAGGGGAACGGGAAGGGGAACGGGAAGGGGAACGGGAAGGGGAACCGUAACGGCCACGGGCAGCUGUUGGAGCCCAGGAGGCCGGGCGGCCGGCGGGAGAAGCUGGGAGGAGGGAAAGGGCUUCUACCGGAGCCUGCGCUGGGGUCCAUCCUGAAGGGGAGGGGUCUUCAGCACAAGGCCGCCGCCUCCUCCUCCCACUCCUCCCACUCCUCCCCCUCCUCCCACUCCUCCCCCUCCUCCCACUCCUCCUCCCCCUCCUCCCCCUCCUCCCACUCCUCCUUCCUCAGCGACUUCCCCCCCGCCCAGCCCCCCUCCUCCGUCACCGCCUUCUACGGCUCCGGCUCCUCCAUGGUUACCACGGUGAUGAACGAGCAUCCGCCAACGCUCCCCCCUGCCUCCACCAAGCCCCAGAAAGCAGCUCCGGUGAAGGGACAGGGCGAGGUGAUGCCCACCCUAGACAUGGCGCUGUUCGACUGGACGGACUACGAGGACAUGAAGCCAGUGGACUCAUGGCCGCCCUCCAGGAAGAAAGAAAAGAGGCGGAGUAAGAACCUGAGCAGCGGGAACGUGACGGCGGACUCGGACGGCCCUGAGCCAUGUGACCACCACCUGGACUGUCUGCCAGGCUCAUGCUGUGACCUGCGGCAGCACGAGUGCACCCCCCACAACAGAGGGCUGAACAACAAGUGUUACGACGACUGCAUGUGUGAGGAAGGAUUCCGUUGCUACGCCAAAUUUCAUCGCAAACGCCGCGUCACUCGUCGGAAAGGUCGCUGCGUGGUCCCCGAGUCGGCCAAUAGCGAGCAAGGAGCCUUCAUCACGAUCUGAGGAGCUGGAGGAACACCAAGGGGAGGGGGGGGGAGUAUGGGGAACCCCACCCAGAGAGACAUCAGCAGACAUCUCCAGUGGCACAGCACCUUAAAGAUGGCAGCUUUAAGGUGUACUUUAAGCCUGUAUUCCAUUGAUAAUAGAUCAUUUAAAAACAUGUAUUUGGUUCUGGUCAUUUCAGAUUUUCAGCAGUUUCAUCCAAUCUCCUCUUUGUCAAAACGAAGUGGUCCUACCACAGUGGUCUUUUGUUUUAAGAGUUCGGAGUUCAGCCCCUAUCCAACACCUUUUUCUACUUCCCUUGUGCCGUUUACAUUGUGCCAAGUAGGGAUGCACUGAUAGGCCGAUAUCAGCCACGUUGUACAUAGGCCAGAGUGUAGCAGUCGGCAGCAGUAUCCCAUGUUUUUGUGUUAUCUCGUGAAAAAAUCCAUAAUAUUUCGUCCCAUGCGACUUUGUAUGAGGAUAACGACCGCUGUCGAAGUCGGGGAAAAGGUCAAUCGAUUUCGGUAUUGUGACCGGUCGAUAAGAACUUGAUGCAGCCCCAGAGGUGAAUCCCUGUUUUAUUCAGCCCACCCACAGAAAGGAGGAGAAUCCAUUCAGUACUUUAUCAUGGUUCCGGAACAGCUUACACGGGCCUUAUGCUGCAUUCACUCCGUAUGGAAGAUAUCGAGGACAUGUCUGGAAUAAUUCCCGUUGCUCCGACUUGAUAGCGAUCCCAAUCACGCAGAUGGGACAGUUCGGAAGUAGGGAUGUGACAUUGAAGAUGUGUUAAAUGUGUAAAAAAAUAAAUUCCUUGGGUGAAGGGGGGGGGGGGGGGGGGGGGUGUCUUUGGGCUUUGAUGAUUUUCCAUGUUUGUUAAUAAUAUGAGCAAUCUAUCAAAUUAACAAUAAACAAAAUAAAAAAAACACGAUAAAUCUAAAAAAAAAACUAGGCUUGCGACCUCGGGAAUCUUUUAUUUGGUCCGAUCAGGUCUUCCCCGGGUCAGAGAUAUCAGUUCUGUCCCAAAGUUCCCAAUGCUCAGAUAUAGAAUAAUAAUAAAACUCAGAGAGGGAAGUGAACUAUUUUUAUCGCUCGGAUAUUAUGCUGGUUAUUACAGUUACUCCACACGUCCGGACAGACCAUUAGUCCUCUUGGUUCAGGCACUUGUUGGGUGGGGAACUGAAUGGGAACGCUUAGUGAAUAAGGCCUACUGUUAUCUUUCUUCGAAACCUGACUCAUCUGGUGGCACUACUGUGUUCUGUAAGCCUACUGUACAUAUGAAUGGCUUUAAUCACUCAAUUUAUAAGGUAAUGUUUCUUGUUUAUUGAAUGUACUUACUUUACGUUAGAAUGCAAAAGUUUGCCUGUUUGUUUGUUUUUUGCUUGACUUUAUUUUAUAUCUCCUAAUAUAUACUUUGUUUAUACUGGGGACUCCUCAUGUUUUCAGUUCAAACUUUUUACCCAUGAUUAAAACUGAAAUAGGAUAAACCUAUUCUCCACUCUUUACUUCACCAUGCGUGACAGGUCAAUUUUUUACAUAUUUACAUAUUUCCAACUAUGAAUUCAUCUUUUGCAUUUGGUGUCAGCACGCCUUCACAAACUAGAAUUAUCUGGCUAACCCAACCAUCCUGUAGAAAGGUUUUUCAUCCAAGACACUAAGUGUUGCCGUCAGUAACGCAUAAUGCAUUUGUUGGCAAUAAACAUCUAACCCUAA